GGCUGAAAUCUAGCUAAUAUGUAGCCAAACUGGCAACACUAGACCGCGCACGUGUAAACUGAUGACACCGGGAGGAAAUCGCGUUAGCGUUUGAAAGCGAAAAUGGGAGAUGCCAUAGAGGCAUUGUUUAUCAGCACGGGCAGCGAGGAUAACACAACAUGCAGCGUGCAGGACCUGCGCACAGGCACCGACCUGAUGCGCUACAAGGGCGGUGGAGUUGCCCAGCACCACGGCCUAGCAAUGAUCGACCUUCACUACGUCUUCGCUGCGAACUCGACGAAGCCCCUGCUUCACGUCUGGCCAAUCAACAAGCAGGAGCAGAUGGCCGGUCUAAGGUUCGUGUUGCCCGGCAAGGUCAACGCCCUGGCCCUGACGCCCGACGGGAACUUUCUGGUAGCCGGCAUCCAAGAGAACAUCUACCUUUGGCACAUGAACUCCGGUCGCAUGCUGAACACAUUGUCAAAGCACUACCAGGCGGUCACAUGCCUUCGCUUUACGGACAACGGAGAGCACUUUAUUAGCGGCGGAAAGGAUGGAGCCGUGCUCGUCUGGGACCUGACCUUCUCGGCCGCGCCCUUGGAUACCGGUGGCGGCAAGGACAGCACCGAGCCGCUGUACAGCUUUAACGAUCAUGGCCUGGCGGUCACAGAUCUGUACUCGGGCAUCGGCGGCAUCCGCUCUUACCUGUACACCGUGUCGCUCGAUCGCUGCUGCAAGGUGUACGACCUUUGUGGUGGUAUCCUGCUACUCAGCGUUGUGUUUCCAGUGGCCCUGCACAGUGUAAUCGUCAACAAGAUGGAAACCAAGGUGUACGUGGGCUCCGGCGACGGCAAGGUAUUUGCUUUCCACAUGGAGAAGGCGCCGCGGAUGAAGGAAUACCACUUGGAGGAGGAGGAGAUUCAGGCCUUCGUGGGCCACACUGCCGGCAAAGCUAUCACUUGUUUGGCUAUAAACAUGAGCGCCACUUCGCUGGUUUCCGGCGGCGAGGAUAACCAGGUGUGUGUCUGGGACGUGGACAGUCGCCAACUGAUCAAGAGCCUGCCUCUAAACGGCUCGGUGACAAACCUGCGCGUUCGGCUGCUCAGCCCGGCCGUUUUUCUACCGGAGCACAAGCAGCCACAAUUAUUCGCAGACAGCUUGAAGCGGAUGAUCACACCUCGGGACGUAAACGAUGGCGUCAUGCUUUUGAUUGAUCAAGAUUAUUCGAAAGGACGAAAGACACCGGAGGUGGACUAUACCCAAAGUUAUCCGGGCACUGAUGAGGAGAUACUACGCAAACUUAUAGCGUCAAUGAGUGCGGGGAAGGAUGUGGAUGAAGCAGACGAAGCCGACUCUGAUGUGGAAGAAGAUGAAUCUGUAUCGGAUGAAGCUAAAUCCGAUGUGGAAGAAACAGAUAAAGUUUCUUCAGAGGAAUUUGAGGCUAUGUCAGAAGACGACGACGGUGGUGAUGAUGAGGAUGAUGAUAAUGAUGACAUGCCCCAAACAUCCAAGACAAAUGGUAUUGAUGUGCAAGAGCUGCUGGCGGAGAAUGCCCGGCUUAAGGCAGAGUCCAAACGGAUGUUUGACAUAAUGUUCAGGUUCGUCUCCAACGGUGCCUCUGUCCAGGCGGAUGCCACGGGAAAGUCAAAGCGGAAAAGGCCGCACCAGAAGUGAUAAGUCUUUAAGCUGCCUUCAAUUAAGUUUACUUAGGUUAGAUCAACAACAAAGGCAAUAGAAUUUAGGUAAGACAAAAAGUGUAGAGAAAGGAUAAACAACAAUAAAAGCAAUAGAAUUUAGGUAA
Messenger RNA from Drosophila ficusphila, 1780 nucleotides. RefSeq names its product WD repeat-containing protein 18. Gene Ontology annotation, biological process: DNA-templated DNA replication; rRNA processing. The transcript has 2 exons. NCBI's taxonomy places the organism in Eukaryota, Metazoa, Arthropoda, Insecta, Diptera, Drosophilidae. Gene Ontology annotation, cellular component: nuclear pre-replicative complex. The record is from RefSeq and is a predicted model, not a curated record. The coding region runs from base 103 to 1653 and encodes 516 amino acids. Gene Ontology annotation, molecular function: protein binding.